This is a messenger RNA of Menidia menidia (Atlantic silverside), 432 nucleotides long. Lineage: Eukaryota; Metazoa; Chordata; Actinopteri; Atheriniformes; Atherinopsidae. The record is from the annotation of a GenBank genome assembly.
AUGGGGUCAUGUACAGAAGCUCGCACUGAGGGGGUUGCUGCAGCUUCAUCAGGGACCGGCAUGGAGGCAGAGACCUCGGUGAAAUACACUCUCAUUUCAGCUUUGGCCGCCCUAGCACUGGUUCUUGGAUUGGCUGUGGUGGUUGGAACAAUAAUCUGUCUACGGAAGAGAAGAAAGGACAAUGCAGGAAUGGAGCUGGAGCUGGGCCCGGCUGAUGCUGACCCCAUGGAGUUGGAUGAACUCGACACGUUCUGUUUAUCUGUCAAGUAUCAAGUCAAAGUUCUGCUUCUGAAAGUGUGCGAUUUGUUUUCUCAGUCACUCCCAUCUGAUGAGGUCAUCACUGUGCGUCAAGCUGGUGGCGCGCUGGGUGCCGUCUUGCAGCUGUGCAGCAUCAGGCUGGAAACCCCCUCAUCCCGGGCCCCGGGCCCCUGA